This is a messenger RNA of Penicillium argentinense, 1932 nucleotides long. RefSeq names its product putative C6 transcription factor. Gene Ontology annotation, biological process: regulation of DNA-templated transcription; DNA-templated transcription. Gene Ontology annotation, molecular function: DNA binding; zinc ion binding; DNA-binding transcription factor activity, RNA polymerase II-specific. The transcript is spliced from 7 exons. The record is from RefSeq and is a predicted model, not a curated record. Bases 1 to 1932 code for a protein of 643 amino acids. Lineage: Eukaryota; Fungi; Ascomycota; Eurotiomycetes; Eurotiales; Aspergillaceae.
AUGUCGCAAAAACCGCGAAAGCUCCAGCGCGUCUCCAAAGCCUGCGACUUCUGCAAUCGGCGCAGCAUCAAAUGCAGCCGAAGCGAUGAUCAGCUAGGCCGGUGCCAGAAUUGCGCCGAUUUCGAUGUCGCAUGUACCUUUGAUCGCCCGGCCAAGCGCCGCGGCGUCAAGGCUGGCACCAGGGUGAAUGCGCGGGAGUCAUCAUCAGCGAGAGCCAUGUCAGGGAAUGUCCCCACCGCUACUCAAGUACUAGCUCCUGAAAGAGCCUCAGGGUCGUCGGCUUCGAGAAGCUCGGCUUACCCAGAUUCGGGCCCGCGCCCGUCAUUGACUGGGGACCCCUGGUCCUCUUUCAACACGGGAUGGUCAACGGCGGAGGGGUACGAUGAUGACGGCGCGUUGCGAAACUCGUGGAAGGCAUUUGCUAUUGCCAGUGAUAGGUCGAUUCGAAACCUCGUCCAGGUCUAUUUCGAGAUUGUCUAUCCCAUCUUCCCAUUGUUCCACAAGCAGUCGUUCAUCGAGAGCAUCAACAAUAAGGAACAUCUCACAAAUCAGGGACUUUUUGCAUCAACGAUGGCUGUCUGUUCAUUAGUAUCAGGCCGCGCGCGCGAUGGUGCCUUAUACAGCAAUAGAUGGCACCGAGAAGAGCUGCUGGAGCCGCCUUCUGAAGCAUUCUAUGCGGCAGCUAAAGACGCUUUGCCUCGUGACCUCGCAGCCGCGAAGGGCAUGAACUAUAUGCGAGCAUGUGCCAUUCUGGCUAUUGCUAGUAUUCAAAAUGGCCAUAUCAAAAACAUGCAAAAAUAUUCUGGCAUGUACCAUACACUCACCACCAUGGAGGGGCUUCACGACGAGAAGCUUUGGCCUAAGGACAUAAGCCCCGUUGAGGUCGAAGAACGUCGGAGACUGUUCUGGUCUAUAUACACCUUGGACAUAUACUCGACCAUUGUAUGGGGCGGUGUCAUUCGAUACCGUGAAGCACAUUCUCUCGUUCGAUACCCCAUUGAACUGAAUGACGAGUUCAUCACACAUCGAGGCUACAGCAUACCACCUGUAUCCCCGGCAUCGAGUACGCCGAGUCAUGUCGACGCGACAGGCGUCGCACGAGCUCCUGUAUCAUGGCUCCAUGGCUGGAACUUCACCACUGAUCUAUACCGAAUUCUUGAGCACGUUGUCGAUGGUACUCGGCGUCGUUUCUCAUCGGCCAACGGAACUCAAGAGGUGUGGUCUCUCUUCAGUCCCGCGUCCAUGUCCGAACCAGCCGUCAUGGAACGAGUUCUCUCAAUGUACUCGGCCCUGCCUCCUCAGUUCCGCGAGACACCACCAACCACUGGUGAUAUCGCCACGCUGCAGCUUCUUCGCAUGGUGCUCUUGUCAGCCGAGGAAAUUGGUUUGGACCGGAAAUGCGAUGUGGCUGGUGAACUUCUCAGGGUCUUUUCGAAUGUUCCUGUCGAGUAUUUGAAAGCUAUCAGCUCACCUCUGCUCCACCAUCUUGGAGGCAUCGGCUAUAUUCUCGGUUCGGUCAUGGAGGGGAGCCUAUCAGACGCCUCUUACCAGCGAGUUCGCACCUUACUCCUUGAAAUGGCCGAUUUGCUACAUCGUCUUGAAACUGGUCUCCAUCGCGCAGCAGGUGCCAGUGAACGUCUUCGGUCACAGGUUGAUCGCAUUGAUGGAUACAUGCGCAACUCCCGUCUUGUCAAUCUUCCAGUUGCCCCUCCGCCACCCAACGGCAGCGCCAGUUUGAUGGGUAUCAAGCCGGAGCCGACAAGUCUUCCUGCUCCAUAUGCUCCCAGUGGUACUGCUCCUCCCGUGGGAGCAACCUCAGGUAUUGGAGACCAGAUGCUACAGUUUCAACUACCGCCCGAACUUCUGUCCGAUUGGCCGUGGCCCUUGGAUAAUUCCCACUCGGAGGGCUUCUUGCCGUUGGCCUUUGAAUGA